This is a messenger RNA of Aspergillus mulundensis, 447 nucleotides long. RefSeq names its product 40S ribosomal protein eS19. Gene Ontology annotation, biological process: ribosomal small subunit assembly; translation. The transcript has 3 exons. Gene Ontology annotation, cellular component: cytosolic small ribosomal subunit; ribosome. The record is from RefSeq and is a predicted model, not a curated record. Gene Ontology annotation, molecular function: RNA binding; structural constituent of ribosome. The coding region runs from base 1 to 447 and encodes 148 amino acids. NCBI's taxonomy places the organism in Eukaryota, Fungi, Ascomycota, Eurotiomycetes, Eurotiales, Aspergillaceae.
AUGGGUGGUGUCACCGUUCGCGAUGUGGACGCGCAAAAGUUCAUUGUGGCUUACGCCGCUUUCCUGAAGCGUCAGGGAAAGCUCCCCAUCCCUGGUUGGGUUGACACUGUCAAGACCUCCGCCUCCAACGAGCUCCCUCCCCAGGACGCCGACUGGUACUACGUCCGCGCUGCCGCCGUCGCCCGUCACAUCUACCUCCGCAAGACCGUCGGUGUUGGCCGCCUCCGCAAGGUUCACGGCUCUACCAAGAACCGUGGCUCCCGCCCCGCCCACCACGUCGACGCCUCCGGUGCCGUCGACCGCAAGGUCCUCCAGUCCCUUGAGAAGAUCGGUGUCCUCGAGCAGGACGAGGACAAGGGUGGCCGCCGCAUCACACAGUCUGGUCAGCGUGAUCUUGACCGUAUCGCCAAGACCACCGUUGACGAGGAGGAGGAGGAUGACGAGUAA